Colletotrichum karsti is the source of this 1473-nucleotide messenger RNA. RefSeq lists its product as uncharacterized. The transcript has 3 exons. NCBI's taxonomy places the organism in Eukaryota, Fungi, Ascomycota, Sordariomycetes, Glomerellales, Glomerellaceae. The coding region runs from base 1 to 1473 and encodes 490 amino acids. The record is from RefSeq and is a predicted model, not a curated record. Gene Ontology annotation, molecular function: protein binding.
AUGGCUCCGACAAUCCCGUCAUCAGCCCUGAACGGCGUCGUCAUUGGAUUGCUGUCUUCCUUUGGCUCCGCCGUUCUUAUCGCCGUCAUCUUCCUCGUCAUCUACUUCUUCAGAUACACUGCAAGCGGCCGCAUCUUUCUCGAUCGCAUCGGUCGACCCGGCGAAUACGACGAUGAGCAGGCAUUCGCGAGAGAAGAGGCCGAGGCCCUCGAGUCCAUGGACGACAUGCAACGGACUGAGUACUUGCGGGCAAAAGCUUUCAUCAACGCGAACCCGCCCGAGUCCCUCCAGACCGAUAUAUCCUUAUCGCAAUACCUCGCCAUCCAAGAAAAGGGCGUUUCCGCCUGGGAGUUCGAGCCCGAGCUGGAAAUCGCCAACUGCUUCGUCGAAGCCCGCACCGAAAUCGAGUUCUUCGACUCCGAAUGCACCGUCAUGAGCAACCUCCCUGUACCAAAACAAAACGAAGUCUACUACUGGGAGGCCAAGAUCUACGACAAGCCCGAAAACACCUUGAUCAGUAUCGGCAUGGCCACCAAGCCGUAUCCGCUGUUCAGACUACCUGGCUUCCACAAACACUCCGCCGCAUACCUGUCAACAGGCCAGCGUCGAUGCAAUCAGCCCUUCAACGCCACCCCGUACGCUCCCCAAUACGUACAAGGCGACGUCAUUGGCGUUGGCUACCGACCCCGAACGGGCACCAUUUUCUUCACCCGCAACGGUAAGAAGCUGGAGGAUGUCGUUCACGGUGUAAAGUCACAAAACUUCUUCCCUGCCAUCGGGGCCAAUGGUCCUUGCAUCAUUCACGUCAACUUUGGCCAGGCCGGCUUCGUAUUCAUCGAGGCCAACGUCAAGAAGUGGGGUCUCGCCCCCAUGACCGGCAGCCUUGCGCCUCCUCCGCCGUACGGCUCCGAGCAGGGGGACAUUCUCCUGGAGGCUGGGCGCAAGGAUGGUUACACUGGCAACACGACACAGCAACGGGGACACACGCAGACGCAGUCUUACUCGCAGACUGGCCUGGGACCUACGCAUGGACGCACAAGAAGCGGAAACUUCAGAGUACUACCACCGAGGAGCCCCGGUCCCGUGAGAAGCCCGACUGACAUCUCCCUGACGCACUUUGUGCCCAGCGAUGAGGGUGGUGAGCCCAGCGGCCGCAACGCUGGGCACGAAGGGCAAAGCGUCGUAGGGCUUGGGCUUCAAGACGCCUUGAACCCUCCUCCCGAGUAUACGAGUCCCGACUCCUCGGAAGCCGGAAGCCGCCGCAACAGCACCGAUAGCGAGAACACGCCUCUCAUUCGGGUUCUUAACAGGAGUCGAGGCGCCACGGUGGCCGCGUCGGCGGGGCCCUCGCAUCCCCCGAUACCCAGCUACACCGAUGCGGUGCGAGCUGGCGCCGGACGGGAGGGCAACAGCCACAGCACUCCACGACCCAAUCGACACGGCAAUCGGUCGAGGUCGCAGAGCGCGCAAUGA